AUGCUGCUGUUCUGGGGGUCACUGCUAUGCUGGGGGCUGCUGCCCCAGGCCCCAGGGGAGGCCCAGCACCUAGUCUUCUUGCGCUUCAGCAAGGAUCAGCUGGAAACAGACAUUUCAGGCCUGCUCUCGAAACACCAUGUCCUGGACCGUGUGGCCAGGAUCCCUGUGAUGGGGGCCACAAGUGAAGGAGUCGCCAUCCUGGACCACCUGCCCUUCGUAAGAGAAGGCCUCUCCAAAGAGAGCAGUGGGCUUGAUCUGUUGCUGGUCUGGGACCUGCUCUCGGGGCAGAGCUUCCCCCUGCUGGGGGAGCUGCUCCAGUUGGGUGGGUUGGUCACAGAAGAUGCCAAAGGCCCUGAUGUCACCCUACAAAUCCUGAUUGACAGCUUGCUGCAAGUCACAUUGCGAAGCAAACUGUACCUCUCGCUCUAGAGGAUCCUGCGGUUCAAAGUCACCAACAACAUCUGCAUCGGGGUACGGCUGGAGCAGACGGGGAACAAGACCAAUGUGGCCUUUGAGGAGUGCCACACCCCACCAGGAUACCUGAGCACUGAGGUUCUGGAGCAGAUGGACCCCCUCUGGGUGAACAAAGCUCUGGGUUUAGUGACAGAUGUCCUGGAUGAGGCAUUGCCCUUCCUCCUACAGAAGAUAGGGUGUCCCCUGGCCACAGCCCUGCUCAACUCGCUGCUGGAAGACCUGUUACACAUCACUCUGACCCCAGCCAUCUCCGGCCGGGAAGAUUUCCAGCACUAUGUCACCAGCACAGAAUUCACGGAGGAGGCCAUCCUGAUGAAAGUCCAGGUGAGCACUUAUGAUCCCUGCAGCCCAGGCCAGAGAGCCCCAAGGCCUGACCACCUGGCCCCCAAGCCCCUCCCAAAGUUAGCCCCGGGCAGCCUGGCAGACCUGGUCUUUUCACUGCAAACCUACAAUGACAUCCUGUCCUGCCUCUACACCAGCAAGGAGAUACAUGUGAACCUCCAGGACCCCAUGGUGUGGCAGCUCUGA
This is a messenger RNA of Globicephala melas (long-finned pilot whale), 1002 nucleotides long. Its product is annotated as BPI fold-containing family A member 1-like. Gene Ontology annotation, molecular function: lipid binding. NCBI's taxonomy places the organism in Eukaryota, Metazoa, Chordata, Mammalia, Artiodactyla, Delphinidae. The record is from RefSeq and is a predicted model, not a curated record.